Molecule: messenger RNA, 429 nt
Organism: Arachis duranensis
Lineage: Eukaryota; Viridiplantae; Streptophyta; Magnoliopsida; Fabales; Fabaceae
Exons: 1
Coding region: 1-429 (142 amino acids)
Source: RefSeq, a predicted model, not a curated record
AUGCCACUCUAUGCCAAGUUCUUAAAAGAGCUCAUGACAAGGAAGAGAAACUGGGGUGAAAAGGAAACUGUGGUGCUCACUGAAAAAUGUAGUGCUAUCAUACAAAAUAAGCUACCCCAAAAGAUAAAGGACCUUGAGAGCUUUCAAAUUCCCUGCAUCAUAAGGGAUAUCAACAUUGAGAAGGCACUAUGUGAUUUAGGAGCCAGCAUCAACCUCAUGUCUUUGGCUAUGAUGAAAAGAAUGAGAAUUGAAGAGGCCAAACUAAUAAGAAUGGCCCUGCAAUUAGCUGACAGAACAUUCAAAUUUCCUCAUGGGAUGGUGGAAGACUUGUUGGUGAAAGUGGGAGAGUUUAUAUUCCCAGCUGAUUUUGUUGUGCUUGAUAUGAAAGAGGAGGCUAACACAUCAAUUAUCUUGGGAAGACCAUUUUAG